AGGCUGAGGGGAACUUCCGGUUCCGGUGGGGGAGCGGCCCCUCAGCGGCGGCGGAGCGGGGGCUCCCCCUCAUCCCAAACGUCGAAAAAUUCCCAAAAAAUCCCCAAAAAAUUCCCCAAAAAAUGGAUUGAGGCCCCUCCCCCCCCCCUUGGAUGGCCCCCUGGAAUUUGGGGGGAUCCCAAAAUGGGGGAUUCGGAAAAUCCCGGGAAUCCCCCCAAGGAGGAGGAGGAGGAGGAGGAAGAGGAGGAGGAAGAGCUGGACCCCCGGAUCCAGGAGGAGCUGGAGCACCUGAACGAGGCCAACGCUGAAAUCAACCGGGGCGAGCUGGAGCUGGAUGCCGCCCGUUCCCGUUAUCGCCGCAUCCUCUCGGACUCGGCGCGCAAGUUGAACUCUCAGGGCUCCCAGCUGGGCACCUGCAUCGAGAGAGCCCGGCCCUACUACGAGGCACGCAGGAGAGCCAAGGAGGCACAGCAGGAGACGCAGCGGGCGGCGCUGCGCUACGAGCGCGCGGUGGGCAUGCACAACGCGGCGCGCGAGAUGGUCUUCGUGGCCGAGCAGGGCAUGGGCACCGGCAAGAACCGCCUGGACCCCACCUGGCAGGAGAUGCUCAACCACGCCACCAGGAAGGUGAACGAGGCGGAGCAGGAGCGGCUCUGGAGCGAGCGGGAGCACCAGCGCGUGACGCGGCUGUGCCAGGAGGCCGAGGCCGAGGUGCAGCGGCUGCAGAAAUCCCUGCGGCGCGACAUCGCCCGCAGCCGGCCCUACUUCGAGCUCAAGGCCCAGUUCAACCUCAGGCUCGAGGAGCACAAAUCCCGGGUGACCUCGCUGGAGGCGGCCGUGGCCCAGGCCAAGCUGCGCUACUCGGUGGCCCUGAGGAACCUGGAGCAGAUCAGCGAGGAAAUCCACGCGCGGCGAUUCCAGAGAAUCCUCCGGAAAAAAACCGUCCGGGAAAACCCCCUGGGGGCCGAGGGCGGAGCCGGGAACCCCGAAAUCCCCGGGAUCCCCAGAGAAAACCACGGAAUUCCCGGAGAAACCCACGGGAUUCGCAGUGGAAAUCCCAAAAUUCCUGCAGAAGUUCCCGGAGAAAUUCCCGGAAUUCCAAGAGAAAACCACAGGAUUCCUGGAGAAGUUUCUGGAAUUCCCGGAGAAAACCGCGGAAUUCCAAGAGAAACUCCUGAAGUUCCCAGAAUUCCUGGAGAAAUCCACGGAAUUCCUGGAGAAAUUCCCAGAGGAAUUCCCGGAAUUCCAAGAGAAAACCACAGGAUUCCUGGAGAAAUUUCUGGAAUUCCUGGAGAAAACCAUGAAAUCCCCGGAAUUCCUGGAGAAAUUCCCGGAGAAAUUUCCGGAAUUCCAAGAGAAAACCCUGAAAUUCCCGGAUUUCCUGGAGAAAAUCUUGGAAUUCCCAGAGGAAAUCUUGGAAUUCCCAACGAAAUCUCAGCUGGAACGGGCAGAAUUCCGAGAGAAAACCCCGGAAUUCCAAGAGAAAAUCCCAGAAAUUCCAUUGAACAUCCUGGGAAUUCCAUUGAAAAUCCCGGGAAUUCCAGUGAAAAUCCCGGAAAUUUCAGCUCAGUCCCAUCGGGAACGUUCCGAAUUCCCGGGAUUUGGUCGGAAACUCCCGGAAUCCCAAGAGAAAACCUUGGAAUUCCCAUCAGAAAUUCGGGUGAAAUUCCGGAAAAUUCGGGUGAAAUUCCAGAAAAUUCCAUCGAAAAUCCCGGAGAUCUCAGCUCGAUCCCGUCGGGAACGUUCCGAAUUCCCGGGAUCGCGCAGGAAAUUCCGGGGAUCCCCCGGGAAUUGUCGACCUCCGGGGAUUCGCUGUCGCUGCUGAGCCUGCAGACCAUCGCCUCGGACCUGCAGAAGUUCGACUCCGUGGAACAUUUGUCGGGAAUCCCGGGAAUUUCGGGAAUUCCGGACGCGCUGAGCCUGCACAGCGAGGAGCUGGCCGAGGGCACGGAGAGGCGGAGAAGCUUCCGGCACCAUCGGAGCGUCAGCCUGUGAGGAGGGGAAAUCCCGGGAAAAGUUGGGAAUUGCGAGGGCGGAAAAAUCCCCCAAAAAAUUCCGGGGGAUGGGGAGGGGGGAGUUCCGGGAAAACCAAAAAAAAAAUUUGGGCAGAUUCCAAAAAAUCCCAUGGAAAUCCCACAGGAUUCUGAAAAGUUCCUUAAAAUUCCAGGAAAUGCCAAGGAAAUGCUGAGAAUUUUGAGAAAACCCCAAAAAUUCCAAGGAAAUCCCAAAAAAAUCCCAAGAAGUCCACAGAAAAUCCAAGGAAAUCUUAAAAUAUUCCAAGGAAAUUGCAAGAAAUAUUAAGGAAAUCCCCCAAAAUUCCAAGGGAAUCCCAAAAACCCAAGAAAUCCCAAGAAUCCCCAAAAAUUCCAAGGAGAUCCCAGAAGUCACAAGAAAUUCCAAGGAAAUCCCAAAAAAUUCCAGGAAAUCCCAAGAAUUUCCAAGGGAAUCCCAAGAAAAUCCCCAAAUUUCCGAGGAAAUCCUGAAAAUUUUGAGAAAUCCCAAGGAAAUCCCAAAAAAUCACAUGGGAAUUCCACAAAAUUCCAAGGAAAUUCCAAAGAAUUCCAGAGAAAUCCCUUAAAAUUCCAAGGAAUUCCAAGGGAAUCCCAAAAAUCC
This is a messenger RNA of Camarhynchus parvulus, 2613 nucleotides long. It is a transcript of the gene SH3BP5L, whose product is annotated as SH3 binding domain protein 5 like. Lineage: Eukaryota; Metazoa; Chordata; Aves; Passeriformes; Thraupidae. The coding region runs from base 184 to 1995 and encodes 603 amino acids. The record is from RefSeq and is a predicted model, not a curated record. Gene Ontology annotation, biological process: negative regulation of protein tyrosine kinase activity; intracellular signal transduction. Gene Ontology annotation, cellular component: cytoplasm. Gene Ontology annotation, molecular function: protein kinase inhibitor activity. The transcript has 7 exons.